AUGACUGAAGACGUACCAAGCUGGGCUCGUUACCCCCUUUCCUUGUCGCCAGAAAUAUGCAAUCCGUAUGCUUGUGAUCUGGCGCAUUACAGCAGAAUCCUGGAGCAAAACUCCAAGCGUCUCUUCAUGGAAGAUGGAGAAAGGCGAAUAAAGGUCAUCGAAGUGGGAAUACGAGAAUUGAUCAUUAGCAGCUUCGAAGGUCUAGACAAUUAUUUGACGACUUCUCGAUACUCUGGCCUCCGUCUCAUUCUGAUACCUCAGAGGUUUUCCUGGGACCGAUUGAUGAUCUCGGAUCGCGCUCUGCGGAGGCUCGCGCACCAUUUUGGCAUCUUCCCAGAGUUCCUCGAUGUCGUUACAGCAUUUGGCGAACGCAUCGUCUCCGACAGCGACUCAGUUGGGGGCUUCCGUUCACAUUCCGGUGGCCAAGCAUUCGAGUGCGCGUAUCUGGCCAAAACAGUCGAGGAACAUGGUCGUGAUGACGACGAGGAUCCUUGGUCCAUCCGCCAGAUGGGCAUUUACUCCCAGAGGGAAGCGAAUAAGGAGGCCACUACCUUCAUCAUCAUCAACCCCCUGCAGACCUUCUUACAGCGGCUCAAAGACGCUCAAGCUGGCACGGGUGAGCCGCCAGCAUGGCGUGACAUCCAUCGACUCGCAUUGUCAUCUUCGACAACGCCCUGGAGACAGUACACAAGCUACCUAGAAACCCAAAUGACCCAAUUAAAAACAAGAGCUCACUUAUCGAGUGUCUCGGACAAGGAACCGACGGGUUCUCUGCCCACGAUCAGAAUUGAAUUCGAAGAUACGCAAGACGUCAAGGUCCUUGAAGACAAAUUGUACCGUCUACGCCAUGUCUUGAACAUGAACUUGCAAGUCUGCAGAGAAGUCGGCGUGCUAUUUACUCAGUACAGGCAGAGCUGCGAUCCAGGUAUUAUGCCAGCCACCUGUCCCUCGGAUCCAGCAACCUUUGGCUUCAUUGCGGAGAUCGAGAUCCAGCUCGAACGGAUACUUACCCUGAAGCAAAGAACUGAAGCAGUGUCUGACCUGAUGCAGAAAAUUAUUGCAUUCCGAGCUCUUGCGGCGCUGAAAACGAGUAGUUCAAUGUCGACAGAGAUCGCACGUCUGGCACAAAGCGAUAAUAAGAUCAUGGUGGACCUGGCCACCAAAUCGCGAGAUGACGCGCAAAUCCUGAAGACAAUAACCAUCUUGACUAUGAUAUAUUUGCCGGCAGCGUUUGUCUCGGUGAGUAAUGUGUCCGGCAUCCUGCACGAUCCUUCUGACAUUCAGGAUCAGCAGUUCCUUAGUAUGGGAUACCUGGACAUCCGUUACGGGCAGCACACAAUAAGCCUCCACUUUGCAGGCGAGAUGUGGAUUUUUGGUAUUCUCACAGUAAUCCUCUUAGGCGUCACCAUUGGUUCUUGGCUUUGGCUCGAAAGGCGUCGAAGGCAACGGAGAGAUCUUUUGUUGCAUGCGCGGACCACGGAUGUCGAGCAAUAUUCCGUGGGUCUGCGAAGCGAAGAUUGA
Molecule: messenger RNA, 1521 nt
Organism: Exophiala spinifera
Lineage: Eukaryota; Fungi; Ascomycota; Eurotiomycetes; Chaetothyriales; Herpotrichiellaceae
Exons: 6
Coding region: 1-1521 (506 amino acids)
Source: RefSeq, a predicted model, not a curated record